Chelonia mydas (Green sea turtle) is the source of this 1857-nucleotide messenger RNA. RefSeq names its product fasciculation and elongation protein zeta 1 (gene FEZ1). The transcript has 11 exons. The record is from RefSeq and is a predicted model, not a curated record. NCBI's taxonomy places the organism in Eukaryota, Metazoa, Chordata, Testudines, Cheloniidae. Bases 336 to 1514 code for a protein of 392 amino acids. Gene Ontology annotation, cellular component: axon; cytoplasm.
UCAGGCUCCGGAGGCUAAUGCAUAUUGAUGAGGAAGGGCUGGGCGCACGCAGAGGGGAGGCAGCCGGCUGGGAACAGCCCGAUCUCCACGCAGGCGGCGGCUCGCUGACUCCGCUGCGUUUCUCCCUUCGGCUCCCCGGGAUGCUAAGCUGAGCUCGCGUCUCCCCGCUGCCCUUCGCCAGCCCCCGGCCACACUCAGGUCAUUGAACAAAAUGUUAAACAGUAUAGGCUACAAACCAAUUAUUGAAGGACCCCACUGGAAAAACUGCUUGAUGACGAUUCCUCAUUUACGAUAAUCUGACUUGAAGAAGUCUAUUUCACUUUAGCCAGUUCAAGAUGGAAGCUCCACUGGUGAGUCUGGAUGAGGAGUUUGAGGAUCUGAGACCCUGCUAUGCUGAUGAGAGAGAAGAAAAAGCCCAUUGUUUUUAUGGCUCAUCCCCUCAGCAUCUGGAAGAUCCCUCCCUUUCUGAGCUUGAGAACUUCUCCUCUGAAAUUAUCAGCUUCAAGUCCAUGGAAGACUUGGUGAAUGAAUUUGACGAGAAGCUGAAUGUCUGCUUUCGGAAUUACAAUGCCAAAACCGAGAACCUGGCUCCUGUAAAAAAUCAUCUCCAGAUACAAGAGGAGGAAGAGCAUCUUCAGGAUGAGGAGGUUUGGGAUGCUUUAACAGACAAUUACAUUCCAUCGAUCACUGAGGAUUGGAGGGACCCCGAUAUCGAGGUGUUGAAUGGCAAUAUUUCUGACUCAGAGAUCCACGAGAAGAAGGAGGAAGAGCUCAAUGAGAAGAGUGAAAAUGACUCUGGUAUUAAUGAGGAGCCUCUACUCACAGCAGAUCAGGUAAUUGAAGAAAUUGAGGAGAUGAUGCAGAAUUCCCCAGAUCCUGAAGAGGAAGAAGAGAUCUUGGAGGAAGAUGAUGGAGGAGAAACUUCCUCUCAGGCUGAUUCAAUCCUGUUGCAGGAGAUGCAGAUUUUGACACAAACCUUUAACAACAAUUGGUCCUAUGAAGGUUUGGAACAGAUGUCAGUGUCUGAGUUGGCCGAGCUGCUGGACCAUGUGGAGGGUGCCAUCCGUGACUACUCAGAAGAGCUGGUGCAGCAGCUGGCUCGUCGAGAUGAGCUGGAGUUCGAGAAAGAGGUGAAGAACUCCUUCAUCACAGUGCUGAUCGAGGUCCAGAACAAGCAAAAAGAGCACAGAGAGCUGAUGAAAAGGAGGAGGAAAGAGAAAGGACUGAGUCUGCAGAGCAGCCGAAUAGAAAGGGGCACCCAAAUGCCUCUCAAGCGAUUCAGUAUGGAAGGAAUCUCUAAUAUCUUGCAGACUGGUAUUCGGCAGACAUUUGGGAAUUCAGCAACUGAUAAACAGUAUUUGAACACGGUUAUUCCAUAUGAGAAGAAAGGGUCACCUCCCUCUGUCGAAGAUCUGCAGAUGCUGACAAACAUUCUUUUUGCAAUGAAGGAGGAUAACGAGAAGGUCCCUACAUUGCUAACGGACUACAUUUUAAAAGUGCUCUGCCCUACCUAAUCUGCCUUUGGAGCCGCAGUGCAACAAGAGACAACAAGGCCAGAGUCAUUCCAUCACAGGGACUGCAUGAUAGAGUCAAUUCCAAAACGUGUAUUUAAAAAUGUAUAGCAUUAACCUGGAUUAAACAUAAGCAAAAAAUAUUCCUUUGCUGUUGGCUUCUAGUCCUAGUAAUCAUUGAAUGCAAAAGUGAAGGCAGGUGCUGCUAUUUUCUCUCUUUGCCACCUGACAUAAUGAAGAGACAGUCCUUCACCACACACUAUGUAUUUUUGGUCCAGCUUCCCAAAACAUAUCACGCUAUGGGACUAAUUUUGAAAUACCGAAAUAAACUUUCAUUUAAUUAAAA